This is a messenger RNA of Halichondria panicea, 1173 nucleotides long. Its product is annotated as probable malonyl-CoA-acyl carrier protein transacylase, mitochondrial. The record is from RefSeq and is a predicted model, not a curated record. The coding region runs from base 64 to 1044 and encodes 326 amino acids. Gene Ontology annotation, molecular function: transferase activity. The transcript has 3 exons. Lineage: Eukaryota; Metazoa; Porifera; Demospongiae; Suberitida; Halichondriidae.
AAGGCGACCUUUACCAUGCAACUUUUCUGCACAAGAAUAAACUGAUAUCAGAAAAGGUGAAGUAUGAACACAAGCUACAGAACGGUUGCUGUCCUCCAAAGACACCUCAGGAGAGCUGUCAGUUUGUCCUCCUAUGCCCUUCUCUUCCCUGGACAGGGGUCCCAAUAUGUGGGCAUGACUUGCAAGCUGCAAGACCUCCCUGGCACACGCACCAUCUUCAGGACAGCUGAGAGAGUGCUGGGUUAUGACCUACAGUCGCUGUGUCUACAAGGACCUCGAGAGAUGCUGAAUCAGACGGUACAUUGCCAGCCAGCAGUGGUGGUAGGAUCAUUAGUGGCUCUACAGCAACUGGAGGCCCAGUCUCCUGAGGUACUGUCUGGAUGUACAGCGGCUGCUGGCUUCAGUGUGGGAGAGAUUACAGCUCUUAUAUUUGCAGAAGCCCUCUCAUUGGAACAAGGCCUCCAGCUGAUCAAGACAAGAGCUGACUGUAUGCAAGCUGCCUGUGAGGAGAUGUCAGGAUCCAUGCUAUCCGUGGUUGGCCUGGAAACGGAAGUGGUUCAGUCGCUGUGUGAUCAAGCCAAUGCUGCCACAACGCCACCUCCUAAAGUCUGCAUCGCUAACUACAUGUUCCCACGAGGGCUGGUCGUGUCCGGAGGUAGUGACGGUGUGAGGUGUGUGGAGGAGGGGGCGGUGAGAGAAGGGGGAGUGGUGAAACAAGUGGCAGUAUCUGGAGCAUUCCACUCCUCAUUAAUGUCCUCAGCCGUACCCAAACUAACUCGUCUAUUGGAGACAAUGGAUGUAACAAUGCCACGACUAUCAGUCAUCUCCAAUGUAACGGGGCGACCUUACUCAUCAGUUGAGGAAAUACGACAAUUGCUCGCUGAUCAGGUGACCCAGCCGGUACUGUGGGAGGCUUCACUGAGGGGCAUACUAGAUAAUGGACCUUUGACCUUUGUCGAAGUGGGACCUAACAAGCAACUGAAGACUAUUCUUAAACGAAUCAACAGAGACGCUUUCAAAUCAUGCAUUUCUGUGACUGUAUAACUUAUAAUACUCCUGAUCUCAUUUGUCAUAUUUCAUUGUAAUAUAAUACUUUCCUGAUCUCAUUUGUCAUAUUUCAUUGUAAUCAUCAUCAACUGAUCAUUAGCGAGUUUAAGUGUUUAAUGCCUUGGG